Lachnellula hyalina is the source of this 327-nucleotide messenger RNA. RefSeq lists its product as uncharacterized. The transcript has 2 exons. The record is from RefSeq and is a predicted model, not a curated record. NCBI's taxonomy places the organism in Eukaryota, Fungi, Ascomycota, Leotiomycetes, Helotiales, Lachnaceae. The coding region runs from base 1 to 327 and encodes 108 amino acids.
AUGGGAUCGUGUACAUCCCGCCUCCGCGCCGAACUAGUCGCCCCCCCUCCACGCGGAAACACCAAAAUCCUAUACCCACAACGACCAGAGCCAUACCUCACACGGAAAGAAGUCCAAAAGCAAUCUCACGCGCAAUCACAAUCACAAUCAUCCCCAAGAAACGAAAACGGAAACCAAAGCGGAAAUGGUGCGAAAUUAGUGAGAAGAGAGACACCAAGUGGCAUCCCUGGAUUAACAUAUGAUCAUGCCGGACGACCUGUAUGGAGAGAAGAAAUUGCACAUCGGUCACGGUCACGGAUUCGGAUCGAACACCAAGAGAGCGUCUAG